This is a messenger RNA of Mizuhopecten yessoensis (Yesso scallop), 442 nucleotides long. RefSeq lists its product as uncharacterized. The transcript is spliced from 3 exons. The record is from RefSeq and is a predicted model, not a curated record. Lineage: Eukaryota; Metazoa; Mollusca; Bivalvia; Pectinida; Pectinidae. Bases 11 to 316 code for a protein of 101 amino acids.
ACGACAAACAAUGGACCGCAUCAAACAAACACUAGCUGUGAGCAUCCUGGUUGUUUCCUGUCUAACCCUAGCCUUUGGAGCGAGCAUUAAGGAGACCACACAGAGAAGUCCGGUCACCAUGGCAACUCCUAAACAGGACCAUGCCCUUGAUCACGUAGACUUAAUGGACUCUCUGCAGGGUUACAGGAUCAAUGGUGUCACGCCCUACACAUGCGCUCAGAUUGGAGGGAUGUUUAUUUUGUAUAACUGCAUAAUCAUCACACCCGCCUCAGAUAUGAAGCCAACCGGACCCAGAAAUAAUCCCUUAGGUGGUUAACUAGGUCAGAUAGAGGUAGCGGGCAGCGGACAAUGGCAAUGGACACAUGGCAACACUUACACUUGUACAUUGAUUUCUCAAAUUAAAAUACCUGUACAUUGAUUUCGCAAAUUAAAAUAUGCAUCA